UAUAUAUUUUUUCUUAAAUGUAACUACCACACAGGCCAGUUGUGUGAAAAUAGGUAUUUUAUCUUACUCGUCUUUGUAAAAAAAUAUUAAUAGAUUAAAAAUAGUUUGUGUUCGUAGUGCCGACUGAUGACGUCAAGCGUCCACUGGCUGUAUUGGCGCGAACGUCAAAUUCAGUCGUAGCUACCGCUCGAACUUUUAUUUAGUAUUUUUCUGACUUCAUAACAACAACUAACGUACUAUUUUGGUAAUUAGCUACCCAAUGAAAUGGGCUCCAAGAUCAUCACCGAUGCUGUACAGUUUUCGAAAAUGCUUCGGACUCUUCAAGAUGACUGCAAAGACUCCUGUAUAUAUGAGCAAGACAUCCAGAUACUGAGAGUGAAUGGAGAGAAACAUCUCCACUACAUCUACAGUGGUGACAAACCAGUCUUCAUCUGUGAGAAAACGGCCCCACACAUCGACCCUGAAGAUGACAAAAUGGAUGAGACGCACUCCGACGAUGAGACAGAUCAUCAAGUCAAGAUAGAGUUGGGGCCACAGCCUCUCACCAUCAUGAAAGCAAGGCAGCUGUUGUCUUGGUACACAAUGUCUCAGAACAGCAUUGUAUCUCCAGCGGUCUCCCCAGCCCCCCUGCUCCCUCCAGCGGUCUCCCCAGCCCCCCUGCUUCCUCUCUGGGUACGUUGUGACAUGGCCGACCCUGCUGGUACCACCUGGUUAGGAGCAGAGACCGCCUGCACCGGCAACAAAGUCUCCGGGGUCAAGCUAUACUCCGUCACAUGUGCAGGUUCAACUGUGGACAAAGGCACAUUCAUCACUCUAGAUGAGCUGAAACAGGAACACAAGAAAAGACAUCAUCCGUCCAUGACGGCUGCGAGAGGCACAGCCCAGUACAACCUGUUUGGUUCUACCGUGGUGGAAAACACGACCAUAGAAUCUCAGAGCAGUGUCACCGUGGACUUCAGAUGGAGCCAUGUAGAGAGCAUCCUGGAGUCGCCGCCUUUCUCCUCUAUGGCCACGCUGAAUAUCAAGGUGUCCAGCGGUGACAUGAGAAGUCCCAUGUAUCCGUUGUACAGGGAGCUGGAGUUUCUACAGAUCCUGGCUGAUGGCCUGAGGACAGGAGAGACGGAGUGGAUGGAACCUGUGGAGACGAGGUCUGCUGUGCAGUUGACAAGGGAAUACCUGGAUGAACUGCAGAACACUGUGAAGAGUCUGCAGGAUCAGUCGCCCAAAGAGGCAGUGAAGGUGAAGACUGAGACGGGAACAUCGGAGAUAUUCAACUCUCUGAUGGAGAGAGGAGACCUGGACUUCAUAGAACAGCUCUGGGUUCGCAUGAGGAACAGCGUGACUUCCUAUCAAGAUGUCGGAGACUGUCUGAAAAUGGUCAUCAAAGCUUUACAGUAUGGUGACAUUAAACCAUGGAUUCACAGAGACAGCAGUAGCUCCCUCAGUAAGCUGAUCCUUCAGUCAUACCACCAUCAGAUGGAUCACGUCUCUCUCACAGGUCUCACACCUGUUCACAUGCUGCUGGAGAUGGGCCUAGACAAGAUGAGGAAGGACUACAUCAACUACCUCAUAGGUCAAGAACUGACCACACUAAACCACCUGAGUUACUACCUGAGUACAGUGGAGGAUCUUCAGGAGCAGGUGAUCAGGUUGAGGAAACUGCACCACCUGCUGGAGAUCAUGGUGACGUGCAGCACUUUCCUGGGCUUGCCGUACGACAGACUCUUCCUCCUCACACAGUUGUGUUUGCAGUACUACAAGACGUGUCCCUAUGACGAGGACCACGAGUUCAAACUGCAGAUCAAACCUACCCUGAUCAGCCACUUCUACCAGAAAGAGCAGGCGGUGUCCUGGGGUGUGGAGGUGUCUAGCGGUAAUGGCCCCAGAGAGGUGAAGACGUCCUGGCUGCUGAGUGACAAGCCCCUGGUGGAACACAUCGUCUUUGAAACAGACUUCCAUAAUGAGAUGACGGUGAACGGUGACGGUGAAGAGGCUGCCUAUUUCACCACCAUGGUGUGUUGCAGCCUGGUCAACUUUGCUGCUUAGAUCCAGAUGACGUCCUCACCUGAAUAUGGAAUGCUCUAUUUCCCACGUAUAUCCAUUUCCACCAGGAGAACUAUGUACAUUUCCAUGUUUUAAUAUUUAAUAUCAACCUGUUGUAACGUGUGUAUUAUACGAUUGUAUUAAAGAUCUAACUGAAAUGA
This is a messenger RNA of Salvelinus fontinalis (brook trout), 2204 nucleotides long. It is a transcript of the gene zwilch, whose product is annotated as zwilch kinetochore protein. Gene Ontology annotation, biological process: protein localization to kinetochore; mitotic spindle assembly checkpoint signaling. Gene Ontology annotation, cellular component: RZZ complex. Bases 265 to 2046 code for a protein of 593 amino acids. NCBI's taxonomy places the organism in Eukaryota, Metazoa, Chordata, Actinopteri, Salmoniformes, Salmonidae. The record is from RefSeq and is a predicted model, not a curated record. The transcript has 18 exons.